UGAGUGUGAGAGCACUCAAUCCGUCCUUGUUUUCCUAUUCUACAAACAGGUUUUUUUCAACCAAGAAAACCGUCCUCGCAGGGGGACCAACAUAAUUAAGGAGGGAGUUUUUUCAAAUUUCGGUUCUUUUUUCCAAUGGUUUUUAUUUCCUCGCUCUCUAUGAGCGCAUGGCGCAACGAGGAACAAUUACUUACCAUGAUGAUUAAUUAGUUGUGCUGAGCAAUUGUAAUCGUAUUUGUAUGUUGCUGUCUUGAAGGAACUAGAGCCAAGAUUUCUUGUGGUCGUGAUCGUAAACAUCUUCUGGAAUCUGCAAAAUCUUCUAAAAGUACUAUUCCUCAGUCCUCACUUCUGCCUUCAACAUCCUACCAAGAACCUUCCACACUAAUACUCCGUCGACGUUUAGAAUCAGAAGCGACGAUAUCUCUUUAAGCUUUCAUCGGAAUCCGGUAGGUAAAAACAGCAACAAGCAGCUUCAUGUAUAUAGUUGAUUCUACCUUCUUCAACAUCUAGUAGAAAAAUACACCAAAACCUUGUCCAACUAGUACCUCCUUCUUUCAUCUUCACAUUUUUCGUCACAUCAACAAAAAUGGAUCGCAAAAGUCGGGUUCUGGAUUCCUUGCUGGACAGCAAGGAGGAAGUGAUCCUGGUCGGUCUCCUCAAAUGCGCUGCGGAGGGCGAACAGGAUAUCGAGGAGCUACGCCAACAUCUUUGUUCGGAUCCGACCUUCGACCCUUACGUGUUAUUUCGUUCCUUGAGCUGCGGAGCAACGGUUCUGUCUCCCUUCGACCUGAGCAAAUGGUUAAACCGGCAGUUUUACAAGAACACGUUGCUGGACGAAAAGAACGUCCAGAAUGUGCUGAAGCGGUAUGCGCCGAAGGGAGCUGCUGGGAGAAAAGCAGCUGCUCCAUUCAGCGGAGGAGAGAGUUCUGCUGUGGUGAAGUAUGAAGGAUUCCUGAAGAUGAUUUUACCACGUGAAGAGCGUGGAAUCCGGAACUUGGUUAUGUGCCGUCGUCCAGCGAUCAAAGAGGGGAGUAAUGGUACCAUAACUUAACAAAAAAUGAGAAAAUCAAUAGUGAAGACAUUUUUGAUUUAGCACGAAUGCACUGCGUCACUCACUGUGACGAGGAUGUGUGUCGUGAUCUUUAGUUCUUGUCUACUGAUCAACAUUUUAGAUUAAAUAAUUUAUUUAAAACCUUCGAUUAUAUAUAAUGAUCAUCAUUAUGAUCAGUUGUAGAUGUUGAUGACUCUGGCACUAGCCCGUCACACUUCCAACUUACAACGUGCAACAACCUGCAACUUACUGACCACCAAUAAAAACAACUUAAUCCCUCAACAGAGUACCUCCACAUGGGUACGUGCGAUAUGUCCCGUGACGCUGGGUUCAAUUUCGUGCGUUUGCUGGAACUAGAAGCCAAUCUCUACGAGGAGUUGGUAAUCCGCAAGAAGCGCAUGGUCGAAUAUCAAUGGCGUGAGAAUCGUAAACAACUGGCACAACGCAGCUUUACCUGGUUGCAGAGUCAAAGUGCGGUACCGGGAGUCUGCCACGUCAGUGUUUUAGGUACUACUUAGUUUGUGAUUUAUUUUGUGGGUCAACAUGUCAGUGUUGUUUUGGGUACUUGGUUUGUGAUUUUUGGGCGUCAGCUUGUCAGUGUAGUUUUGAAACGACUUUAUUCCUCACAAUAAUCAGGCGUCUGCCGUCUUCUCUCCGACGAUAAGCAGAUCAUGGCGCCAAUCGAAGUGGAACGGGUUUUUCACAGGAUCAAUCUUGGAGCUGAGAACGACAUGCUCUCCUACUCUGAUUGGGAUGCCUUUUUGUACUCUGCCGAAGCGGACAUCUACGUGAGCGAAUUGUACGUGAAGUAUUUCUGCACAUUUUGUCCCGGUUGUGGUGCGAUGUGCCAAAGAGACGGUGGUGCGUGCAACAACAUCACGUGUGCCUUUUGCCGAACUACCUUUCGAUGCGACACGAAGAGCCAGGAUGCACCGGCUGCUCCGGGAAAAGGUGAAAUUAUGCUAGUGUCUCAAUCUCAAAGUCCACGAGCAGCAAACAGAGCUAGCCGAGGCUAUAAUGGAACAGCUUCGCGUGCAGCACAGAUGCAAAUGAACGCCAGUGUGGCUACUAACGUCAUGAUGAGCAGUAGUGCUAGAAGAAGUAAGAGUAAUACUACAUCAGCAGUAGAGAAUUUGGACAUGACAAACGCGUCCUUAGCGUUUGGCUCUCGCCGUAGCAGGUUUGAGCACAGACGAGACUUCAACAACCAGAGUGUCGUGUCGAUGUCUUCUCCGAGGCAGAUGGUGGAGCAGAGCAUCAUGUCUUCUAUUCCAGUAGCUUCUAGAACAAACAAGAAUGGCGGCAACCACUACAACGUGUCCUUGUCUAGAAAUGCGUCUCGCCGAGCAGCUUCUUCGUCCACCAGAAUUGACUACUCUACCCUGAGCCGCAAUUCCACAGCUAAUGGAGGUUCCAGCGUUGCUCGAAAAAAGAUGCAAAACUACCGCGAGAAAGCAGCAUCCCAUACAGCUUCUUUGAUGUCGCCUCGUGGCUUUGCACCCAAACCGCGCGGCGUGUCUGCGGGAAUAAAGACGGGGAUGAACAUGAACAAUAAUACUAGUAGUUCUACUUCUACGAUGAAUACUAGUUUGGCCACUGCUUCCACUAUCGCACCGACAUCUCCGCAAACGAAUACGAGCAACUUGUUCGAUGACAGUAACGACAAUAUUUCUAGUGAUGAUUUGCUCUCGGCAGCUGGAAUCGGUUUUGCGUCUCCACGUGGCACCAAUAUUAGCCGUAGCUACAUAAGCAACGCUCCGCGAUAUGGCGGGACACCUUCUGCUUCGAGGAAAGGAGCAAACAAUAACUCCAUGAUCAAGUCCACAUCUGCAAACAUCAAAAACAAUAACUACUCUGGUGGUGCCAGUAGUACCCUUUCAUCCCCCUCAGCUGGCCGCUUCGUCCCUACCGCCUCUUCCCCUUUGUCUCCUUCCUUUUCCUACGUCUACAACGCGAAAGUGAGACGACAACACGAAAGUCUAAACGCGGUUUUGGACGUGAUGUUUCAGCAGAUCGACUUGGACAACUGCUUGGAGGCUGAGAAAGAAAAGUUGUGGCAAGACGGAAUCAAUGUAGAAGCCGUUUUCACUAUGUUGGACAGGUAUCAAAAAAGGCACAUUGCAGACACCGACAUGUGGCAGUUGAUGCAUGGAAGUGAAUUUCAAGGAAAAUGCAGCUAUGCUGGGGUACCACUUCUACUAGCUAUUGUUACUUGUACUAGUUUGAUGUUAUAAUAGUAGAUGAUAUUCCUCGUCCUCUACUUCAGCAUUCUGUAAAUUUUUUUCGAAAACGAAACUGACUUCAACCACAAAGAACUCUUUUACUCCAAUCUUCACUUCUGCAUGAUCCUUAACUUACCUUCAAGGGUAAGAACUUCUCCCACAAAUAACAUCAACAGAUCUGCGCUUUGUUCCGUGAAAUCAAGGGUAAGAACUUCUCUGGAACCCGUAGUCGCCCCACCAAAGAUGGGCAGCUUUCCUUGGCGGAACUGACGCAGUUUCUGUUUCCUAGACAGUCGGAGGAAUGGCAGAACGUUUAUGACGAUAUGAGCGACGCGGAAACGAAGAAUGUCCUAUUCGUGACACGUAGUACGAUAAGCUGUCCAGGAUGCGGGAUGAGGACGCAAAGAACAGUAGAAGUUAUGGUCUUGGAUCAAAUUUCUAUUUGAAUUCGAUGAGAAUGAGUCUUUUCUUUUUUCUAGCUUCCCUCUUUUACUUUUUAGAGUAGUUGUAGUACUACUUGCUGCUUUUACAUUCUUCUAACCAACAUGGCAGCAUUUUUAUUGAUCUCGUCUCUUCAUCAAGUUCUGAGUCUGGUUCAAGAAGAAUUCACAGUAUCGUCGACCCCCAACCCCAUCAUGAACAGCGUGAACAGCACCCUACCGGGCUCUUGCAUCACAUGAACUUCUACACCCAGCACAUCAACUUCUACAUCUUCUACACCCAGCACCUUGACCUUUUCUAAUCUGCGUUGUCCUCAAGUAACCUGUCCUUCUUGCCGAACUGUUUUUCGGUGCAACCUAGUGGGCGACGACCGCGAUCACGUGUUUAGGUUGACCGCUACUCAAAAACACCAAGUUCGUGCGUUCAUCCAGUUUGCAGUUGGUAUUGCCGAGGAACAAGAGGAGCUACGCAAAAAGCUUCUGAACUUAAGGCUCAGAAUAAUUCAUUUCAUCUACUACAACAAGCCUAGUAGUCGUGUUGAGGCUUACAUUAUUGUUAUCAUUAAGGACCUUUUUCCUGCUUGGAGUAAGGUGAUGCUUGGAGUAAGGUGUCUUGGAGCCUGUUUGACAAUUGCAUUCUACAGGAAGAGGUAUUUUUACAGUACUUUGCUUGCUAGUUCAUUUUCUUGAAAUUGUAUUCUUGGGAGAAGUCCACAUGCAGGCAAGAAAUGAAGCGUUUAUUUGCCGUCCUCUAAUGAAGUGUGGCAGUGGCACUGGCGAGAGUCUCUCCUCCUUGCUUUUAGACGCCUUUUUGCUGAUUUCUGGUGACAAGGGCUACAUGACCAUGCAAGAUAUGAAAAAAGCCGUUUUGUCGGAGAAAGCAGUUAGGGGAACCGACAUAGAAUUGCUGUGGCACAGGUAUGCUAGAACCACGAGACGUAUAGGAUACGUCGAGUUCGCACAUGAAUUGCGACCAUGGGGGAUGCAGGGGUAAAAAGUGUUUGGAGGAUUGGUGAUGAUGCUAGUUCUAUUCAUUCUUGCUAUUAAGAAAUAAGAGACUGAGACAUAAAAACUUGGGUAUGUUUUACAACUAGGAGGUUUCGAAAGAAUAAAAAGUGCACGCGUUUUUGGGAUUGGGUUAGGGUCAAUGGGGUUUGGGACGACAGGCCACAUACAGCAGGAACAACGACAUAGGCAUCAAACUCAAAAGCACUGUCACUGGUGCAGCAUAUUCAUAGUCUUCUCGUCAUAUCAUGAUCGCGAGUAGAAGUACUACAUGAUCGACAUAGUUAGUACGAGUACCAUAGCCACGAAGAUGACCUCCAUAGCCAUGAUAGACCAAACAUAGUCAUAGACAUAGAAACGCUCAUAGUGGAUAGAAGCACCUGAUGCGCAGUUUUCCUAAAUAGCCGAUCAUGCGCAAUGGACUACCUCCAUUCACCAUCAACAAAACAUAAGCGUAAUCAAAAGAAAGGUAAUGAACAAUAGAUAUAGAGAUGAAAACCAAAACCAUUGGAAAACAAAAAGUCAUAAAAUAUUGAAGAGAAACAUUGAAACAUCUAGUGAUUAUAAUAUGGAAUUCGUGAUAGUCAUAGUCGGGUUUGGGAGGGGAAAAAUUCGAAACCUAUGGAUGCUCUGUCGAGAAGUUUGAGCCUGAGCUCUUUUCAGGUUCCGGCGUUAUAGGCAUUUGGUUUGGGACAAUAUUUCUAUAAAAUUUGUUUGGUCGGACUCGGAGGUGUGACUAUCGAGAUAGAGAUCAAGAUCAACAUCUUACUUCAUCUUAUUUCCUAGCAUUUGCAAUUGUUAUUUCGAUUCGACAUCUUAUUUUUCUAAAGUCAAAGUCUAAAAUGUUAACCAGCGUAGUUGUUUUUAUAGUAAAAAUGUCAAUGUCUAAACACCUCUUAUUGCCACCAGAGAAAAAGGGAAACCCGAAACAUCAAGUAAUUGCAACAAGGGUAGCAAGUUCUUUGCUAGUAGAUUGGAAGCAAGUAGGUUAGGGAUACUUACUCGUAGAUUGGAAGAAACUCAGUCAGUAAUAUCAGUAAAAAUAUAAUGAUCGGGAAGAUGAACCUAGAAGUUGGUCUUCUUGUUGC
Molecule: messenger RNA, 5806 nt
Organism: Amoebophrya sp. A25
Lineage: Eukaryota; Dinophyceae; Syndiniales; Amoebophryaceae
Source: the annotation of a GenBank genome assembly